UAUCAGCCAAACUGGCAUUUUGAAUGGUUGGUAUCAAUAUCAGCCAUGAUUGUAAAGAUCAGUCCAUCCCUUUUGAGCUAUUGUAUUGUGAGUUUUCAGGCAACACCCAGCCCUACAGUAUUCUGGCCUAAUACUAUAAGCACCCACAGACCUCCCCGCCACAUCCCAAACCAUGGGCAAACUUGACCAACAUUUUCUCAAGUUCUUAAACCUUUCAGUUUUUCAGUAUAUAUGUAUUUGUAUGUAGCAUGAUCUUCAAAUCUGAAUGUAUUAUCUUUCCCUUCUCUCAACAGGUCCCCUUGUUCCUUCAUCAUUUAUUUUAAAACUUCUGUUUCAUUAAAAAGCAAAAACAAAGGCACUUUUAAGAGCCACGUUUGUCUAUUUAAUUGUUGUUAGUCCGUCUAGUUCUCCGUGGUUCUUGCUCAUUUGCUCUUCCCCCUAUCCCUUUAGUGUUUUGUUUGUCCUUGUUCGUCAUGAGUGACCAUUCCAAUUUCGAACAGGUCCUUGAUGAGCUUGAUGAGCUUGUUGAACAUUCUGAAUUAAAUUAUGAACUCCAGAGCUUGGAUGAUUUCAUUAAUAAGAUGUCGGGAGAACAGGAGGCAGCACCAUCCACCAGCCAUCAACCUGUCAGGUGGUUGAAGAGAGACAGUGAUGGAAAUGUUGUCUAUGACAGACCAAGGUCAUCCCGAAACCAAAUGGCUAGUCACAGCUACAGUCGUAAGGCUGGUGCUCAUCCUAGAAUGUUGGACAGCAGCGUUGAGCUAACCAACUACUGUCCUCCUGACACUGUUGAGACUUUCCUUGAAGAGCUAAACCACUCACAGGGUGAUGACUUGGAUGAUCAGGAAACGGCACCAGCACCACCACGGGCCUCUUCAGACUGGUCUACUCGAAAAAGUCUCCUCUCAGAGAGGUGGGAGAAAGAAAGAGCCUGUCUGGUGAAUACCAUGGUAGCACAACAAAAUGUGACAACUCAGAUCUGCCAACAAUGUGGCAUCAGUCCAGCUGCUGUCCGUUGUCGUGACUGCAGACCACAACCAUUUUUCUGUGCUGAUUGUGAUCUCAGUAUACACCGAAACCACGUAUUCCACAACAGGGAUGCAACAAUAGCUGGAUUCUUUCAGCCAUUGCCUCCAACAACCUGUGUCGUGGAGAGGGCUCUUUUCCAGUGUGGUAAGGUGUAUUUCUUUUUUUUUCUUUCUUUUUUUUGAGUGUCCCAUUUGGGGCUGCACAAUUAAUGCAAUCACAAUUGCAAUAUGAUCCAACGCAACUGCCUAAUGGUAAAAUCUGCAAAUAAUCAUGCUUAGGUACAUUUGUGACAUUUGACUUUUAUAUUCACGUCAUCCUCCUUGACUGUGCAACUUC
Messenger RNA from Cyprinus carpio (common carp), 1365 nucleotides. RefSeq lists its product as uncharacterized. Lineage: Eukaryota; Metazoa; Chordata; Actinopteri; Cypriniformes; Cyprinidae. The record is from RefSeq and is a predicted model, not a curated record. Bases 474 to 1211 code for a protein of 245 amino acids. The transcript is spliced from 3 exons.